Molecule: messenger RNA, 3374 nt
Organism: Erinaceus europaeus (western European hedgehog)
Lineage: Eukaryota; Metazoa; Chordata; Mammalia; Eulipotyphla; Erinaceidae
Gene: RNF44
Product: ring finger protein 44
Exons: 11
Coding region: 727-1743 (338 amino acids)
Source: RefSeq, a predicted model, not a curated record
CUUAAAGCCACAGCGCGCCGCCCCCGGGCCCAGGGCGGCGGGACGCGGGCUGUGAGGCUCGGCCCCGCCCGGGGAGGGGGCACGGACCCCGUGGACCCCAGCCUGCGCCGGCCGGGGCCUUCCCGGCCGCGGGGUCCCCUCCGGCGCCACUGUUUCCGCGCUGGGGAGGGUCUCCGCGCCCAUCCCGCGGCCCCUGAGGCUCCCGGAGCCAAGGUCAUCGGGGGGGGCUGGAGGCCCCCGGCCCGCGCCCUCAACCGCCGCCCCGCACAGUGCAGUGCGGGCCCAGCCUGCACCCCCCCCCCCCGGGUGGGGGUCGAGGAGCCGACGCCCCUGUCCCCGCUCCCAGGGGCUUCGGCUGCUGCUCCGGCUCAGCCUGCGGCUCCCGGGGGAGGGAGGGGCGGCUGCCGCCGGGCCAGGCCCCCAAGACCCGCUCACACUUGCCGGCGAGCUGGGCCGAGGAGCUUGGGGAGGGGGCACCCGCGCUGUUUGACCUUGAGCCCAUCCGGUUCCUGCCACCGGGCCUGACGUGCAACGGACCGAUCGCAGGGUUUCGAGCCCCGGCCCAGCCCCUCCACCCCUCUGCUGCCCCUGAUGAGACCAUGGGCCCUGGUGGUGACUAGGAGGCCAUUCUCCUUCCUGUAGGCCAGCCCCAGGAGAGCCGCCCCAGUCGCCACAGCUGCCCCUAGAGGAGCGCCGAGCCUCGGCUCCUGCCGGCGGGAGCCCCGAAUGCUGCGCCCAGCCUCCCAGCAGAGCCCGUUCAUGGUCGAUCUCCACGAGCAGGUGCACCAGGGACCCGUCCCCCUGUCCUACACGGUCACCACCGUGACCACCCAGGGCUUCCCCCUGCCCGCAGGCCAGCACAUCCCCGGCUGCAGCGCCCAGCAGCUCCCAGCAUGCUCCGUGAUGUUCAGCGGGCAGCACUACCCCCUCUGCUGCCUCCCGCCCCCGCUGCUCCAGGCCUGCACCGUGCGGCAGCUCCCGGUGCCCUAUCACUACCCGCCCCUGCUGGCCGGUGACCGCUACGUCCUGCACCCCGCGCCGGCCCACAUGGCGCCGCUCGGCCAGUUCGUGUCGCUGCAGACGCAGCACCCGAGGAUGCCCCUGCAGCGGCUGGACAGUGAUGUGGACCUGCGGGGUGAGCAGCACGCCCUGGGGAGCUUCAGCUACCCUGCCUCGGCCCCUGGCCCCACGCUGUCGCCCUCGGUGCCCCUGCACUACCUGCCGCCCGAGCCCCUGCACACCGAGCUGCCCUUCGGAGUGCCCUACUCGCACAUGGUACCUCGCAGACUGGGUGCCCAGAGGUAUCACCGCCUGCAGCCGCCGCCGCCCCCGCCACCCCCCUACUACCCCAGCUUCCUGCCCUACUUCCUCUCCAUGCUGCCCAUGUCGCCCACGGCGGUGGGGCCCACCAUCAGCCUGGACCUGGAUGUGGACGACGUGGAGAUGGAGAACUAUGAGGCCCUGCUGAACCUGGCGGAGCGGCUGGGCGAUGCCAAGCCCCGAGGCCUGACCAGGGCCGACAUCGAGCAACUUCCCUCCUACCGCUUCAACCCCGACAGCCGCCAGUCGGAGCAGACACUGUGCGUUGUCUGCUUCAGUGACUUCGAGGCGCGCCAGCUGCUGCGAGUUCUUCCCUGCAACCACGAGUUCCACACCAAGUGUGUGGACAAGUGGCUCAAGGCCAACCGGACGUGUCCCAUCUGCCGCGCAGAUGCUUCCGAGGUGCCCAGGGAGGCUGAGUGAGGCCUCAGCGGCACAGGAGAACCCCGCCCAGAGCUCUGGAAUUGGGGGGGGCAGGGCUGGCGGGCAGGGCGGGGUAGCCCAGGCCUGCCCUCCUCCCCCACCUGCGUCUCCAGAGCUGGUGCCCCUGCAAUAAGCCCCCGCGUUUGCCAAGCUCCAAAGACUCUUGUCCUGCAUCUGCCCUGCGCCCUCCUCCCUCCUCUCCCUGCCAGGGCGUCCCUACCUGGGGCCCCUGCAGGAGCUCGUGGGCAGAGGGUGGGCGCCGGCCUGGGUCACCCGCCCUGUGCGCACAUGGGUGCCCUCUGCCCAGGGGGUACCAGCAUGGGUUGGCCUAUUGUGACCCCACCUGAGCUAUGGAGGAGGGGAGGACACGAUUCAGCCCCCUCCCUCUCUGGGGCUGGAGGACCCCAGCGUCCUUGUCGUUUGCAUGAACCUGUGAGGAACAACAGUUUUUGUUUCUUCAUUUGGCCCCAAAUCACGUGUGGGAUUGGGGGGGGUGUGUGGAUUUUUUAAACAAUCUGUCUCUUGGUUUCUCGGACUGGGACCAAGUGGGGCCAGGUGCCCAGACCAGGUGGGGGGCGCUGUGCCAGCCGAUUACUGCCAUGCUCUGUACUGCACAUGCCCGCCCACCCGGGAGCCUCGGGUGGGGUGUGGACCCCACUUCCGGGGCGGGCCCUCGCAGCCUGAGCCCCGCCCCACCCCCAGGGCUGGCUGAGCUCUGGGUCCGCUUCCUUGUCCCCCACCCCCACCCCUCACUCCCCAGGCUGGGGCCACUGCCUCGAACGAACCGCGUGUGGGGCCGGCACAUCCUAGCAGGCAGCCCCCGGCGCCUGCUGCCUCAGGGAUGCUCCAACCACCCUCGUUCCGCAGCGCCCCGCUCCCCGCACCCACCCCACCCCACCCCCGCCGCGGGACCCCAUCAGCCUGGCCCCUCCCCGUGGACAACCCAAAGUCUUACUGUACAUAACUCCAGGUGAUCUUUCUAUAUUUAUAGCAGUGUUGAGACCCCUCGUGUUUUACAGAGACCCGCCCCCUCCUGUCCAUCAAUCACCCCAAGCCGACGCUGGUUUUCCAGACCCUUCCAGUCCAGGGGCAGAAGGGGCCGGCAACACCCAACAGCUGGCAGGGGUGGGGGACAAGAUUUUAAAAAUCAUUAAAAAAAAUUUCUCCAGCGAUUACUUAGGAUGUCUGUGAUUGGCCGACCUUGCUCUGGAUGCCAUGUUGCCCAUGAAGCCCCGGGUGGCACUCGGGGUUCGCUGUCGCAGCUGCACGUGUGCGUGCGUCUAUGUACAUGAUCUCGGGGCCCUGUUCCUUGCACAUUUUACAGUUACCUCAUUUUUCCCAUGUAUGUAUUUGAGAAAAUGCUAAUAUAUAGAGAAACAAAAAAGGUUCUUAAAGCUUAAAUGUGUGGUUUUUUCCAUCCCAUUGGAUUCACAUUGGUUUGUGGCAUUUAACAUGACUAGUCUGUUGUACUAUAUAUGUGUAUACUGAUUGAAAUUUUUAACAGAUUUGUACUUUUUUUAAAAUGAAAGUUGCUAGUUCUGCUUGACCAAGUAGUGCAAUCAUUAUUUUUUUUAAUAUCGUUGCUGAUUUCAGAGGGAUAUUCACUAAUAAAUGUCUAUGUAUAUCAAGUA